This is a messenger RNA of Phacochoerus africanus (Common warthog), 2485 nucleotides long. It is a transcript of the gene FERRY3, whose product is annotated as chromosome 7 C12orf4 homolog. The transcript is spliced from 14 exons. Gene Ontology annotation, biological process: regulation of mast cell degranulation. Bases 339 to 2039 code for a protein of 566 amino acids. NCBI's taxonomy places the organism in Eukaryota, Metazoa, Chordata, Mammalia, Artiodactyla, Suidae. The record is from RefSeq and is a predicted model, not a curated record. Gene Ontology annotation, cellular component: cytoplasm.
CUUCGUAUUUAUUAUUUGGUUAAGCCUAAUGACGGUCCUACAAGUUAAAAGGCUUUCUGGGGCCUAUCCAUGCUGAGACGUGGCAUGGGAAAAAGAGCAUUAAGAGUGCCCUAGGCAUAGGAAAAGCGUUCUGAAAGGUAGGGAGUGGCAAGAGAGGUUCGGUAUUGAAAAAUUUUCAGUAUAGGUUGAAAAGUAAAGUCUGUGAAUUUGUGUUGAGAAGAGGAGGUGCAGGUGCUGAAAGAAGAGUCUGGAGUAUAAGCAGAGGCAGAGUAAACUAUGUUAAGGAGUUUGAAUUGUAUCCUAACAGCAAUGGAGAGUCACAGACGGGUUUAAAGCAGAUGAGCAACAUGUUCUGUUCUGUAGAAGUCCUGAAAAAGAAGAUGAAGAAAAACAGAGAAAGAUUCUGCAACAGAGAGAGGGAAUUUGUGUAUAAAUUCAGAGUGGGAAGUCAGGGCUUCGAACUGAGGGUACCCCUCAGAUUUCCUGUUCAAGAGAAUGCCGGUCAUUUACAUGGACGUUUGAUGCUGCUGCACAACUUACCGUGCUUUAUAGAAAAAGACUUAAAAGAAGCUCUGAGCCAGUUUAUAGAAGAAGAAUCCCUCAGAGAUUAUGACCGAGAUGCUGAAGCAGCUCUGGAAGCCGUGAAGUCUGGGGAAGUGGAUUUACAUCAGCUGGCAACUACAUGGGCCAAAGCUUAUACGGAGACCACAUUAGAGCACGCGAGGCCAGAAGAGCCCAGCUGGGAUGAAGAUUUUGCAGAUGUGUACCACGACCUAAUCCAUUCUCCCGCCUCUGAAACCCUCCUAAAUUUGGAACACAAUUACUUUGUUAGUAUCUCAGAACUGAUUGGCGAAAGAGAUGUGGAGCUGAAAAAAUUGCGAGAGAGACAAGGUAUUGAAAUGGAAAAAGUGAUGCAGGAGUUGGGAAAAUCACUGACAGAUCAAGAUGUAAAUUCAUUGGCAGCUCAACAUUUCGAGUCCCAGCAAGACUUAGAAAAUAAAUGGUCCAAUGAACUAAAACAAUCCACUGCCAUUCAAAAGCAAGAGUAUCAGGAAUGGGUGAUAAAACUUCAUCAGGACCUAAAAAACCCCAAUAACAGCUCCCUCAGUGAGGAAAUUAAAGUUCAACCAAGUCAGUUCAGAGAAUCUGCUGAAGCAAAUGGAAGGAUUUAUGAGGAACAGAGAAAGUUGGAAGAAAGUUUUACCAUUCACUUAGGAGCCCAGUUGAAGACCAUGCAUAAUCUGAGGCUGCUGAGAGCAGAUAUGCUGGAUUUCUGUAAGCACAGGAGGAACCACCGAAGUGGCGUGAAGCUCCACCGACUCCAGACAGCACUGUCACUUUAUUCCACGUCCCUCUGUGGCCUGGUGUUGCUGGUUGAUAAUCGAAUCAAUUCAUAUAGUGGUAUUAAAAGAGAUUUUGCCACAGUUUGCCAAGAAUGCACUGACUUUCAUUUUCCCCGAAUUGAAGAGCAGCUGGAGGUCGUCCAGCAGGUGGUCCUUUAUGCCAGAACCCAGCGCAGGAGCAAGUUGAAAGAAUCACACGAGUCUGGAAACCGAAAUGGAGGAAGUGACGAUAAGUCGAAGAUUGCGGAGAGAAACUACUUAAAUAUUUUACCUGGAGAAUUUUACAUCACUCGGCAUUCGAACCUCUCGGAAAUACAUGUUGCUUUCCAUCUUUGUGUGGAUGACAAUGUGAAAUCAGGGAACAUCACUGCUCGCGACCCUGCCAUCAUGGGACUCCGAAACAUACUCAAGGUUUGCUGUACCCAUGACAUCACAACCAUAAGUAUUCCUCUCCUGCUGGUGCAUGAUAUGUCAGAGGAAAUGACUAUACCGUGGUGCUUAAGGAGAGCAGAACUUGUGUUUAAGUGUGUCAAAGGUUUCAUGAUGGAAAUGGCCUCAUGGGAUGGAGGAAUUUCUAGAACAGUGCAAUUUCUGGUACCACAGAGCAUUUCUGAAGAAAUGUUUUAUCAACUUAGUAACAUGCUUCCCCAGAUCUUCCGCGUAUCGUCAACACUGACCCUGACCUCUAAGCACUAGACCCUCGUAGACCAACCCGCUGGCAGAAGAGGAUUGUUUAACGCUCCAGGAAUCUGAGCCAUGCUGGGAUUCUGUCAAGCAAAAGAUGCCCAGGAGGAGGACCUGCAAUCCAAUCCACAAAUCCAAUCACGACAAAUGUCUGUUAAACAGUCCAAAAAUCCAUGCUAAUCAGCCCUCACUUUAUACAUUUAGUCUUAAAGCUUCUUUAUGGGGGGAAAAAGUCUCUUUUUCCUACGGUUGUGUCCUAUCUGUGAAUAUUAGUGAGUUAAAACUAGGUGUAUAUCACACAUGGACACUAGAUGUAGAUCUUUCACUACAUUUUCAUGGAGAUAUUUGACUUGCCCAAAAGGUUUGGAUCACAUCCGGGACAAGGCUUAAUUAACAUACAAAUAAAAUCUUCCCUCUACCUUAUUUGCCAAGCGAAAAUUAAAAGACAAUGAAAUAUA